AUGCUGCAGUAUAUGCGAGAACGAAAAAAAUAUGGAAAUAAUAUCCCAAAAUGUUUAUCAUCAAAAAUUAAUAAGAGUAAAAUAAUACAAAAAAAUAUUUGUUCUAAUUACAGAACUAUUAAAAUAAUUGAUAUAUAUGAAAACCUUCCUUUGAAUCAUUUGAAUAAUGAAAGAACAAGAAUUAAGGAAAUUAUUCUAGCAAACGAUGUAAUUGUUGUUUUAUUAAUUUCUGGUAUAUCUCGAGCUUAUGAUAUUGUAAAUGGACGCUUUUUAUGUGAAAUUAAUCCAAGCAAUUUUUCUGUUGUUCACACUAUUGUGUACAAUUCUUAUAACAACACUUUAAUAGUUGCCUAUGCCUCUUUUCCUGCACAUUUGCAGUGUAAAGUUAUCGAUUGCAAUGAUUUAAAAGUUGGAAAAACAAAUUCGUCGGGACUUGGCACUCUAUUCGAAAAAGUCAUAUUGAGUCACCCAGCCUUUUUCGAGUUUUGCGAGACGAACGGAAGAAUAGGUGCUGCUAACUUAAAUACAAAUUCAUAUACAUUCUGGGACAUGAGAACAUAUGAACAAGUUUUUGAAAUAAAGGAAGAAUUUCAGGAAAUCAGAGUUUCGGACGGACUAGUGGCCAUGUUUAAACAACCCAUAAAUAACACAAUUCCCUUAGCCUUGUUCGAUAUAGAAAACGGAAAGAGACUUGUUGAAACUGUUAUAUCGAUUUUGCCAAGAAGAGAAAUGCAAUUUUUAGAACUGCUCGUUUCUAAAUUAUUGAUAAAGCAAGAAGGCUCCUCCUUAAGAAUUUAUGACCUACUAAAGAAGACACGACAGAAAGUUAAAAACACGUACACAUUUCAGCCGACAGCCUUUGUCUUUUACGACCACCCCUCCCCGAUUAAUGGCAAGGUUUACAACAACGAAAUAAGUAAAAAGUUCUUUACGAUAUCAAGUGAUCUGAUUGAGUUUUGGGAGUUAGAUUCGUUCAUGCUGCGGAAGAUGUAUGCUAUAUAUGUUCCAGGACUAAGAGAUCCUGAUUUGUGUAAUCACAGUCUGAUGGCCGAGAUUCUAUGCUUAUACAGUUCAAAUGCUUUUGACAAAAUACAAAAAUACGAAAGUUUAUUUAACUAUGUUGAUAGUUCAGAUACAAGAACUGAUUCCAUGCAUCAUGACUUUGUAGAUAAGGAGAUGAUAAAGGAAAAGGAUAAAAAUAUGUUAUAUAAGAAAAAGAUACUAAAUAAUAAUAUUCAAGACAAUAAAUUAAAAACUGAUAUAGAUAAAGAAAAUUUUAAUUUUGGAGCACUCUUAUUCUUUUCUUUAAAUGAUGGAGAGUUUUUAAAUUACAUUUCAGAAAAUGUGUGUGGUCAUUCUGUCGAAGUCCUUGCUUCUAACAGCUCCAUGACGACUAUUUUAAUUUUUCAAAAUUUCAAAUUUUCAAAUGUUUAUCAGACAAUCAUAUGCGGUGACGAUAAAGGAUUCGUCCGAAUUUUAAGAAACAAUCCCAAAUUUGACGAUUUCGAAAUAAGGAAUUCCAAACAGAAUACAUACGACAGACGGAUAUGCGAAAAUGCGUUUAUUAGAGAGGAGUUAAGUAUGGAGAAUGGUGAAAAAAGAUUGCAUCAGAUUAAAAGAAAAAAAAAAUAUCAAGGUGAACGUGAAAAGGAAUUGUUAAAGAAGCCGAAGAUUUAUAAAUUCUCUGAUAGGGAGAUAUCUGCUUAG
Molecule: messenger RNA, 1707 nt
Organism: Plasmodium malariae
Lineage: Eukaryota; Apicomplexa; Aconoidasida; Haemosporida; Plasmodiidae
Product: conserved Plasmodium protein, unknown function
Exons: 12
Coding region: 1-1707 (568 amino acids)
Molecular function (GO): protein binding
Source: RefSeq, a predicted model, not a curated record